AAGAAAAAAACAGCUGUUGUUGGGGGAAAAAAAGAAAACAUCAAACAUGCCGGCCUCAAAGAGAGGAUCAUCCCCUCAUGAUUCUCAGCCCAAGAUGAGGAAGUUGGACGAGGACGCGGAGGCACUGCAGCCAAAAACUGCACCGGCUACCAACAAUAAGCCCCAUAAAACAGGAAAUAUGCAAGAAACGACAGCAGCCCCUCGGACCAAGAAGAAACCGUCUGCCUCAGCAGAAGGGGAAAACAAACCAGCCAAGUCAUCCAUACAGACUUCCCCUCCAAAGGAUUCCAGCAAAACCAUUUCAGAGCCACCUGUCAAAAAAGCCAAGCUCCUGAAAGCCACAAGUGCCUCCUGCGGAGAAGCUCCCUCGAUGAAAGCUCUCUGCAAAGCUCCCAUGAAGCGGACAGCCUCCACAGAGUCCGACGAGGAUUUAAGUAGUGACGGUAGUAAGACUGACCUCUUUAGAGAGAGGGAUGACGGAGACAAAGCGCGCUGCAUUAGACAAUAUUCAAACCGAGUCCGAGUUAAGCGCCAGGCUGAAGAGACGUGUACGGAUCCACAGGAGACGUGCCAAGAGUUAUCACCUACGCCCUCGGACCCGGUACAGAUGGACCACAAUUAUGGUAGAUUCACAGAUUUGCUAGAUGGUCAAAACUUGGAUGAGACUGUUCAGAAUGAGGACAAAAAACCUGCAGAGCCUGACACUGAAGCUCAGAGACAAGAAAAUUCAGAGUCAAAAGAAGCUUUAGCCGAAGAAAGUGGACAAUUAAAACAUUUAGAAAGCCAAAAUCUUAUAGAUAAGACUUCAUCUACACAGGUAUUAGACUCUUUCAGUGGGGCAGAGUCUAGUAUAGAAAUAAAUGAAAACAAAGAUGUUGCAGAGUCCAUCAAAAGCCAGAAGGGUUUAGAUAACGAAACGCUACUGUCUUCAGUGAAAACAACAUAUUCUAGCAGCGGAGAGGCGAAGCAGUGCUGCGAAAGUGAAGACAGGACAGACGAAAAAGUAGACUCUGUUUGUGGACCUGAAAGUCAGUCAGAUCUGAGCUGUGAAACUGACACAAAAGAGCCCACAGUGUCUGGUUCUGAUGUAAAAUAUGAAACUGAGGAAAGUGAGCAUGAAGUGAAAGGAGAGACUGAAGCAGGUGUAGAAGCUCGAGUGCCGUCAAACGAAGCAAACUCCACACCAGAGGAGAUGCUGAUGGAAAAUCAUAAUCCAAAAAGCCAGACAGACCUCAGCGUCAAAAUUCAAGUAACUUUCAAGGAGGAAUCAAAAUCUAACCAAGUGCCAGACGCAAUUACAAAUUCAUGUGACGGCGUGAACAAAAUAGUUAAAAAGUCAGAAGAACAGCUCGAAGAAAGCGAAAGAAAAGGAGCUGAAUUCCUGUCCGCUCAGUCCGCAGCUGGUCCAGAGUCUUUUGUUGAAGUACAGCUGAGUCACGACGCUCUGGAGGUUAAAGCCAAGACAACUGACAGCUGUACUGAAACGAGUAAAACAACAUCUGAGGACAGAGCUGACCCUGCACCGAAUGAGCAAAGUGAAAACCAGGAGACAGGAAAAUGUAAUGACACUACAGACACACCUGUUGAUGUUAAAGGUGGUGUUGCAAAUUCUACAAGUUUGGGAAAAGAAGAGACGAACUUUGAAUGCACCGCAGCACAUAUUCAGGCUUCAACAGCAUCAGCGCCUUUUAAUCCUGCCUCUUCCCUGGAAAUACAAGGACAGAGGAAUCGAGAGGUCAGUGAAUCUACCACAGACAUAUCAAGAGGCUUUCACGACGAGGACAUGGUUGUAAAGUCUACAAUUAUGGAAAAUGAAGAUAAGAUGAACUUUGACUCUGCUAGUGGACCUGAAAGUCAAAAUAAAAUGGAGAUGCAGACACUCACGGCAACAAACACCAGCAUUGAUGUGAGUAAAUCCACCUCAGACAUGUCUGAUUCAGCGACUGUACAUUUUAAGAGGAGCGAAGAUGAAGGCAGGAUUCCCUCUGAAUGUGUCGCAGCUCCUGAGAAUCAAAUAGAGGAGAUUUCUAACUCUGAAACUGGGCCUACAGAGAAAACGCAGAGUCAGAAUAUCCAUGAAGUCAGUGAACCUACCACAGAUGCAUGUGCUGAAUCUCAUGAGGAUCAGACGGUCGGCACUUCUACAAUUACAGAAAAUACAAACAGCUUUGAAUCGGACAUGCAGACAAGAACUGAGGAGAUUUCUAUCAUUGCACCGACAGCUGAAAUGCCAAACCAGCAGACCCAGGAAGUCAGUGAACACAACACGGACGUACAACCUGAGCUUCGCGAAAAUCUUAUGACUGAAAAAUCCCAAAACAUGGAAAAUGUGAACUUUGAAUGUGCGUCUGCAUCGGAGAGUCAAAUCAAUUUGAAAAUGCAGACUACAUCUAAUUCGCUCCCUACGACAGAAACACAAAGUCAGAAUAUCCAGGGUGUCAGUGAACCUACCACAGAUGUUUGCACUGAAUUUCAUGAAGAUCAGAAAGUGGACGCUUCUUCAAUUAGAGAAAAUGUAAACAGCUUUGAAUCUGUGGCUGCAGCAGAGAGUCAAAGUGAAAUUGACUUGCAGACGUCACAGACAUCAGAGACCUCUAAUCCAGCCCCGUCACAGGAAAUGCAAAGUCAGGGAAGCCAAAUAGACUCGGACACGCAGACGAAAACUGAGGAGAUUUCUAUCAUUGCACCGACAGCAAUGCAAAGCCAGCAGAUUCAAGGAGUCAGUGAACACAACACAGUCAUACCACCUGGGGUUCAAAAUAUGGGAAAGGUGGAUUUUGGAUGUGCGUCUGUAUCAGAGACUCAAAUGCAGACUACAUCAACACCAGAGACAUCAGAGGAGAUUUCUAUAAAAACUGGACACAUAUCUUCAGAGGUUGCUGUCAAAAACUCCCAAAAUAUAGAAGAGGAAGACAAAAUGAGCGAUAAAUGUUUGACUACGCCGGAGAAUCAGUACAAUUCAGAAGCACAGAGAACGGAAACACAAAGCCAGGAGAGCCGAGAACUCAGUGAACCUGCAGCAGACUUAUCUGAAGUUCAAGAGGGUCUAAUUAUUCCCACAAAUGAGUGUAAUGAAAACAAGGAGAGUCAAGUAGAAAUUGAUAUCCAAACAACAGCGGCGGAUGAGAUGAUCUCUAAUCCGACAUCUUCACUGAACAUGCAAAGCCAGAAAGGUCAGGAGGUCAGAGGAUCCACCACAGACGCUGAAAAAGGCUUAAUCAUGGCGAGCACUGAGAGUAAGGAAAGCAAGGAAGAGGAUAUCACUGCUGCUGUAAAUCAAAUAGAAAUGAAUUUGCAAGCACCAGCAGCAACCCAGCAGGAUAUUUCUAAUCUUGAAAUGCGAAUCGGGGGAAGCCAAGAGGUCAGUGAACUCACCGCAGACACUCAAAAAGAGCAAAUGAGCUGUAAAAGUAAGGAAGAUGAAGUCAAUGAAUGUGUUCAAAUAAAUAUGGAGACUACUGCAACACCAGGGGAGACAGUAAAACAACAAAAUAAUAAUUAUAAGACAGAAGAAGCCUUGUCUAAUGAAAUCCAGCAACCUCUUUCAACAUUAAAUUCAGAAGAUAAAGAAGAAGAAAACAAGCCAGAAGCAGACCCUGGUGUUGAGGAUAUGGACGUAAUAAGUGGAUCAAUAGAAGAGGAAAGGCGAGCAAUUAACGAGGAGGUCAAAGAAGAGGCUGCGAUCGCUUCCGCUGAUAUGUCCGACGAAACCGUCAGUAACACCGAAGGACAAGGAGAAGGAACUGGAAGAAAUGAAGUGGUGGUUUUUGUUUGCAGCCAACCGGACGCGGCCGAUAUCGCCGUUCAAGAUGCGGAAGAGCAGAGCAAGGCGGUUAAUCGGCUUCAUGAAAACCAGAUAGUCUACGAGCCCAUUAGUAGUCCAGAAAGCAGCGCUGAAGACGGGGAGGUUUGUGCACCGUUGGAGAAACAUGCUGGCGUGUCAUUACUUGACAUCCAGCACACAGAGGCCUCGUCUGCUAAUGAAGAAAACAGAGGAGUUUGCAACCUACAACUGGAAACGGUUAGAGAAGAAAUGCAUGUGUCAGACAGCCAGGCGGUGAUUGAAAACGAGGUCCAAGCCAUCUGUGUACCAGAGCGUUCGGCCUCUGCACAGUCGGAGCAGAGAAGCGCAACAGUGGACGUGAAACAAGUCGCAGUGAUCAGCUCUAGCGAUGAUAUCAGCGUGCCAGAUGGCCGGUCAGAAGAUGCAACAGAAAAAACUCAAAGGAAUGGCUUUCCAGAGUCUUCUGAACAGAUGCGUGAGGACGCCGGACGCCAGGAGGUUGCAGAUGUCACAGUGACAACGACUACAGCCAUCGCUGCAGUCGAGAUCCCAGAUAGUACAUCUGAGGAGUAUGUGAUCUUACAACCGGUCCCGGAGAGUGAGAUUCCCUUUGAUAUCGUCACUCAAGCUGCGGCUGAAUCGGGUUUGUCGGACUCGCUUUCAGAGCAGGUGAAUCCAGACAGCGCGUUGGUGGGUGAUGCAGAAAAUCAAAGGGUUUUGAAUGGUUCCCCACAAAGCUUUCACCCUGAGGCAGAAGUGCAGCAUUGUCAAACAACCGGUGAGAUCAAAGACGCUACGGUGACGAACUCAGGUGAGGAUGAGGACACUGGGGUCGAGAUAGAAACUGCAACUACUCCACUUGAAAAACAAGAAGAAGAAGAAAGUGUUCAAGUUACUAAUAAUUCUGACCAAGACCAGCAACCAGCAUCGUCUGAAAUGAUGGAUGUUAACACCACAGACUGUCACACUCAAGGCUCAAAUGAAGACUGUAACAAUCUGCUGACAGAGAACGUGGAUGGUAAUUUGGAUCUGCAUGAAGUGCAAAUCCUGGAGGAUAUAGAGCUCGGCCGUGAGAUAGUAGUAGAGGAAGAGAACGAGGAAGACGGUGACAUUACAAUAAUAGAAAAGCCUCAGGAAACACCUGAAGCCGCCGCUCUUAAAAAGCCAGAGGAAAUGGUUAAUGAGAAAAAUAAAGAUAAAGACACUUGUGGGACCUCCGUGAAGCAAAACAACACAGCCGAGAAGACUGAGGAUGAUAAAAAGGGACAGGAGCAACAAAAACCCAAGAAACAAGAAAUGAAUACGCAGGCAAGGACUAAAGCACGUCUGGCAGCUCUGGCUGAACAAAAGGCCGCAGCCUCAAAGAGAACAGCGAACAGACAACAGCUGAACCUCUUAGCCUUGUGCCAGGAAAUCGCCGAGGACAUCGCCACAGAUAGCAUGCUGCUGAAGAGGAUAGAAGAAGAGAAACAAGCAGCGGCAGCCGCAGCCGCAGCAGUGGCAGCAAAAGCCGAAGCCAGUAAGAAAGAAAGCCCACCUGUUACCACACCUGUAGUAGAGACCGGUGAUGUUGCGACUCCCGCUGGACCAGAAGCGUGCUCUGCUUCGGUGACACCAACCGAAGAGGCACCACUGCCACCACCACCAGCAGCAGCAGCAGCACCGGCCCAGCCCCCCUCAACGACGGCCGCUCCAGCCGAAGCCAAACGUGCCCCGGAGCCCCAAAAGAGGCGUUUCUUCAUCACGCAGGUUUCAGUGCCCCUCAAAGUCCACGAGAAGAAGAAGCUGACUCGAUAUCAACGACUGAGACAGGUCGAACUGCAGAGAGAGAAAAUGUCUUGGGCUCGAGUGAAGAAGAUGAAGUCCGACCAAGCGAAUCAGAUGUUUUCGGAUAUGGAAUGGCAACCGUCGCUGUUCUCACCCUCUCCGGUUUCAGUUAAUACCGCAAUGACGGAUCCUUCACCUGCCGCCAGCCCAUCUCAAUCUAAAACACCUCUCCCAAGCCCUUCCUCCAGUAGCAAACCUGCAACACCCAAAGCCGAAGCUCCUAAAGUUGAGUCUCCUAAACCUGAAGCGAGUAAACCCGAACCCCCUAAACCAGAAACCUCCAAAACCGAAGCUAGCAAAACUGAAAUCUCUAAAACCGCACCACCUAAAGCUGAAACCCCUAAAACUACAAGGCAAAGUAAGGCUCAGACUCCUAAAGAGACCCCUCCUCCUGGUCCUUCCCCAAAAGUGACCAGAUCAUCAGCCAGGAGAGGCCUCCCAGCAGUUCCCCCUCCCAUGCCCAACGGACUCAAUGCCCAAAAGACGAAGAUCGAGUAUAAGCCAUACAGACCGAGGCCCAAGUACUCCUUUGAUGAUUUUGAACUAGAUGAUGACCCUCCGGCAAAGCCCACUCUUCAGCCUAGACCUAUGCGCCCCAACCUUCAGUCCAGACCCACAGCUCAGUCCAGACCAACGCUCCUUUCACCUGCCAGACCCGCAGUUUCAUCACAGCUCGCCCACCAGGCAAAACUCAAAGCUCAGACCCCCGUCGCUGGGCAGAUCUCAGGUCAGUCGAAGCUCGCCAUUUCAACCGCGCCUCAGUCAAGGCCCGCCGGCUCCUCAAAUCCCGCCGUCACACCCCAAUCGAAGGCUUCAGCUGCAGCCUCAUCAAAACCUGUCGCACCUUCAGCUAGACCUCUGCUGAAGUCUCCGGUUUUAACGACACCUCAGUCCAAACCUGCUUCUUCAGCUGCAGGUCAGUCCAAACCUGCUGCUGCUUCUUCUUCUUCUUCUUCUUCACCCCAGUUAAAGACUCCUACUGGUUCAACAGCAGCUAAAACAUCUGAGACAAAGCCCGCUGCUGCUGCUGCUGCUUCAAUACCUCAGAAAACCCCAAAUCCUCCAUCAUCACAAGACAGAAAAUACAAGGAUACAACCGGUUUACUUUCAUCAGCUCCUUCAUCUUCCCUUCCCUCCAAAGAGAGCUCUAAAGCGUCUGACGGCACGCAGCAGAGCGACAGAAAGCCCGCAGGGACAGAAACAGUCGAGAAAGCUGAGAAGACGACGGACAAGCCUCAACAAGACGGAGCAGCGAACCCACGAGACGGAGGGACUCCUCUUUCUGACGCGAGUCUGCAAAAAGAAGUCAAGAAACUAAGAGAGGCGGACAAAGAUGGCAGUCAGACUAUUAUUGAUGCAGGACAGAAGCAUUUCGGAGCGGUGGCCUGCAGCGUGUGUGGGAUGCUCUACUCCGCCGCCAACCCUGAAGACGAGUCCCAACAUUUACUCUUCCACAACCAGUUCAUCAGCGCCGUCAAAUAUGUGGGAUGGAAAAAAGAGCGAAUCUUGGGGGAAUAUCCAGACGGCAAGAUCAUUCUUGUCCUGCCAGAUGAUCCCAAAUAUGCCCUGAAAAAGGUGGAGGAGAUCAGAGAGAUGGUGGACAAUGACCUCGGCUUCCAGCAGGUGGAGACCAAGUGUCCCUCUCAGACCAAAACCUUCCUCUUCAUCUCCAAUGACAAGAAAGUUGGUGGAUGCCUCAUAGCGGAGCACAUUCAGGAGGGGUACAGGGUGAUCGAGGAGCCGGUACCGGAGGGUUCGGAGAGAGAGAAGGUGAUGUUUGAACGGCAGAGAGCUUGGUGCUGCUCCACCACGCCGGAGCCGGCCAUCUGUGGCAUCAGCCGCAUCUGGGUGGUCAACAUGAUGAGACGUCAGGGCAUCGCCUCGCGCCUGCUGGAGUGCCUCAGGAACAACUUCAUAUACGGUUCAUACCUGAGCAAAGACGAGAUCGCUUUCUCCGACCCCACUCCCGACGGGAAGCUCUUCGCCACACAUUACUUUGGCACUUCUCAGUUUUUGGUUUAUAACUUUGUGAGCGGAACGCGCUCCACGCAUCCGAAAACAGACGCAGUAUGAUAAAAUACCUUCAGCAAAAAAAAGGUAACGGUGGAUUUUUAACCGAGACGCUCACUGACCAACGGGACCUGCCCUCACUUAACCGUGUCUGACGCUGACUCUUUACAUGCAAAACCAUUUAAAACAAAACAAAAAACAAAUAAACUGUAAAUUUCUCCUUGGAGAGGACACACAUGGGUUCAAAUCUCAGGAUGAAAACAACAAACUGUUGUUGGAAAAUAUUAUUAAUUCACCCUUUAAUCCUUCCCUGCAUAGUAUUUUGCAAAAAAAAAAAAAAUUAUAAUAUUUUCUUUAUACCUUUUUAAGUAAACAAUUUGGAUUUAUUAGAAGUAUACAUGCAUGAUCUGACAGCAAUAGAAAACAAAGUGCAUUUUAUUGUUUUGUUUUUUAAUCUCUGAAAUCAUAAAAUCAAGUUAUUAAAUUAAAUUAAAUGGUUAUUUUCUAGUUUUGUCCCCAUUAUGUAAUAUUUUUUAACAUACAUGAUGUAUUAAAUUGAAUUUUUUUUAUUUUUUAACAUGUUCUUUAAAGUUAACAAUGAUGCUGUCAUCGAUUAUGUUAAAGAUCACAACUGCACAAUUUACAUCGAGUGGAUCAGUUUUCCACGUUUGUCCCCUUUUGAUUUUAACGUCGUGUUUUUGUUUUUUUUAAUCGUGACAUCUCAAUCAUCUUUUAAAAAGCAAAAAAAACAAAACAAAGGUGAUUUAAUCAGAGGGUCUCAUUUCAACACGCGUCACAAUCUGAACGAAGAGAUGUGGGGUUAGAACUGUAGCUCGGGCAUUACUUUGUGUGCUCUAAUAUUUCUUAGAUCACCUUUGCCUGAAAUUGUUGCGUUUUCAAAAGCUGAGCCAUAUACUGUACACCAUUUAGCAGGGCAUUGUAGCCGAUACUGUAUGAGAGAUGUCUUUUUAAUUUCACCAAGGCUGUUUAUUGCUUUGUUUGUGCCUGAAUGAAUAAUGUGUGACUUAAAAAUGUUUUGUUUUUUUCUCUCUAGUCGUACGUUCUGCUAAGCAAGCGUACGGCUUUUUAUUGAGUUAGUGUAGAGUGUCAUCCUCCUAUUCCUUAGUAACAAUGAAUUAAACUGUAUAUCAAAUGAUCAUGUAGAUUUAUGCAUACUAUAACAAAAAUCUAUAAUAAGAGAUGUGCAAGGACUUAAGGUUAAAUGGUUUAAAGUGAUGGAGCAUAUCAUCCAGAUGUCAGCUUAUUAUCAGUGCAAACAGGACAUUUUUUUGCUCAGUGAUCAAUGAUGACGAGGGGUUGAGAUGAACGUCUGCCUGUCACCACACAGAUUUACAGUUUCAUUGUAACACAUCCCUUAUUUUCCUUAUUAAAAAGCAAGUUACUUUUAGAACGACGUGUCGUGAAAGAAAAAAAGAAAUUUGAUUUAUACGAAGCUGUUAUGUAAAUAUUUAUUUAAAUAAUAAACGUUUUAAAACAUG
Scomber scombrus (Atlantic mackerel) is the source of this 9120-nucleotide messenger RNA. RefSeq lists its product as uncharacterized. Gene Ontology annotation, molecular function: protein-lysine-acetyltransferase activity. The record is from RefSeq and is a predicted model, not a curated record. The coding region runs from base 47 to 7684 and encodes 2545 amino acids. The transcript is spliced from 10 exons. Gene Ontology annotation, cellular component: nucleus; chromatin. NCBI's taxonomy places the organism in Eukaryota, Metazoa, Chordata, Actinopteri, Scombriformes, Scombridae. Gene Ontology annotation, biological process: mitotic sister chromatid cohesion.